Neltuma alba is the source of this 3067-nucleotide messenger RNA. RefSeq names its product kinesin-like protein KIN-13A. NCBI's taxonomy places the organism in Eukaryota, Viridiplantae, Streptophyta, Magnoliopsida, Fabales, Fabaceae. The transcript has 14 exons. The coding region runs from base 348 to 2789 and encodes 813 amino acids. The record is from RefSeq and is a predicted model, not a curated record. Gene Ontology annotation, cellular component: microtubule. Gene Ontology annotation, molecular function: ATP binding; microtubule binding; microtubule motor activity. Gene Ontology annotation, biological process: microtubule-based movement; microtubule depolymerization.
CCUUGAAGGCGUACUCUCGUGGAAGCCCUGCCAUUAUCGCCAAACCCAUUUCUUCUUCACUGGGAUACACACGAAGCGAAAUUAGGAGAGCGUCCGGCUAUCUUAAUUGAUUUGGGGCUUCUCCUUUUCAUCUGCUUUCAGAUCUGAUCGCAAUCCUACUAAUCUCGAACCGCUGAUCUCGAUCCCAUUCAUACUGCGCUCCUCGUUUUCACUGCUUGAAUCGCAGAUUUGGUGGAUUCUGUUUCGAGCAUCACUUUCAUGCUCCUCAUUGAAUUCCAUUUUCCCUUCAGUUGUUGUGCAUAAACAGAUCUUGAAAAUUGGCGCCCCAACGACGUUCCCAGCGCCACAUGGGUGGCCAGAUGCAGCAGAGCAAUGCUGCGGCGACUGCUCUGUAUGACCACGCUGGCAGUGGGCCUUUGCACAAUGCAGGGCCUGCCGGUGAUGCGGGUGAUGCGGUCAUGGCUCGGUGGUUGCAGUCCGCCGGUUUGCAGCAUCUGGCCUCUCCGUUGGCUUCUAAUGGUAUCGAUCAUCGCCUCCUCCCCAACCUUCUAAUGCAGGGUUAUGGGGCACAAUCGGCUGAAGAAAAGCAGAGGCUCUUUAAGUUGAUGAGAAACCUCAAUUUUAAUGGGGAAUCUGGUUCAGAGCCGUAUACACCCUCUGCCCAAAGUUUUGGUGGAGUACCUGCAUCCGAUGGGUUUUUUUCUCCCGAGUUCAGGGGGGAUUUUGGAGCUGGGCUCUUGGAUCUUCAUGCAAUGGAUGAUACAGAGCUUUUAUCUGAGCAUGUUAUUUCAGAACCUUUUGAAGCAUCGCCCUUCAUGCCUGGAGGUGCUAGAGUAGUUGAAGACAGUUUCAAUCCGGUAAACAGCAAGCAAGAAAGAGGAGAAGAUGUAGAUGCAUCAGUUUCAUUACCAACGAAUGAAAAAGACAAUAAUGCAAGGGAAAAUAAUGUUGCAAAGAUUCGAGUGGUGGUCCGCAAAAGACCUUUAAACAAGAAGGAGCUUGCUAAGAAGGAGGAUGAUAUUGUAACUGUGUAUGACAAAGCAUAUUUGACUGUCCAUGAGCCCAAACUAAAGGUUGAUUUGACAGCUUAUGUAGAGAAGCAUGAGUUUUGUUUUGAUGCUGUUCUUGAUGAGCAUGUUACGAAUGAUGAGGUGUAUCGGGAAACAGUGGAGCCAAUUAUUCCUACAAUCUUUCAGCGUACCAAGGCAACGUGUUUUGCUUAUGGUCAGACAGGAAGUGGUAAAACCUACACAAUGCAACCGUUACCACUCCGAGCUGUGGAAGACCUUGUUAGACUGUUGCAUCAGCCUGUUUACCAAAACCAGAGGUUUAAAUUGUGGCUUAGCUACUUUGAGAUAUAUGGUGGAAAACUCUUUGAUCUUCUGAGUGACAGAAAAAAACUUUGCAUGAGAGAAGAUGGACGACAACAAGUUUGCAUUGUAGGGUUGCAAGAAUUUGAAGUUUCUGAUGUACAAAUUGUCAAAGAAUUCAUUGAGAAAGGGAAUGCUGCCAGAAGUACAGGAUCCACUGGUGCUAAUGAAGAGUCCUCCAGGUCACAUGCUAUCUUACAAUUGGCUGUGAAGAAGCACAGUGAGGUGAAAGAGAGUAAACGGAACAAUGAUGGAAAUGAGGCAAAAAUUGGGAAGGUUGUGGGGAAAAUUUCGUUUAUUGAUCUUGCUGGAAGUGAAAGAGGUGCUGACACCACUGACAAUGACCGUCAAACUCGGAUCGAGGGGGCAGAAAUCAACAAGAGCCUUUUGGCUCUGAAGGAGUGCAUUCGUGCCCUGGAUAAUGACCAGAUUCAUAUUCCAUUUCGUGGAAGCAAACUCACAGAGGUGCUUCGUGACUCAUUUGUUGGCAAUUCCAAGACUGUUAUGAUAUCUUGUAUAUCUCCAAAUGCUGGAUCUUGUGAACACACACUCAAUACAUUAAGAUAUGCAGAUCGGGUUAAAAGUCUAUCAAAAAGUGGAAAUCCCAGGAAGGAUCUGGCCUCAAAUCCUGUACCACAAACAUAUAAGGAGGUUUCUUCCAUAUCAGUUCCAGCAAGUGCUUGUUCAGAGGACGUCAAUGAUCAGCGUCAAGAGGUGAAAACAAUGGAUAUAGGCAGAAGAUUGGUGGACAAGGAAGUUCGUUUAUACAGCUCUGCUGCUGACGUUGACAAACAGCCUUCAAAUCUUCCAUCUAGUUAUAUGUUCAAUGGGCGAGAGGAGAAAGGCGUGGCUUCUGCUUCAAUGGAGAGGGAAAGGUCUGAAGUGAAGAAUUCUGUUAGUGAUGCUAUCAGCAAUCAGAAGAUGAACUCUUAUUCUCAAACCACAAUUGAUAUAGAUGACAAAGUUCAGAAAGUAUCUCCUCCUCGUAGAAAACCUAAAGAGAAGCCAGAAAGAUCUACAAACUGGCUGAAAAGGGAUGCUAAUGGUCCUGAUCUCUCGACAGCAAACUCCAAGCAGCAGACCACUGGGAAUUAUAGCACAACUACUAUUGGAUCUAGGCAAUCUGAAAUGGAAUUAUCUCCUGAUGGGAAUAUCAAUGCAAUACUUGAGGAGGAAGAGGCAUUGAUUGCUGCUCAUAGGAAAGAAAUAGAGGACACGAUGGAGAUUGUUCGCGAAGAAAUGAAGCUAUUGGCAGAAGUGGACCAACCAGGAAGCCUUAUUGAUAACUACGUAGCCCAACUGAGCUUUGUGCUCUCUCGCAAAGCAGCUAGUCUGGUUAGUCUUCAAGCUCGUCUUGCGAGAUUCCAACACCGACUAAAGGAACAGGAGAUACUAAGUAGAAAAAGAGUACCUCGCUAAGAGACUCGGUUUCUGUUAUUCAACACCGAGUUGUAUGUCAUCAAAUGUAAUUUUUCACAUGCUUGUUAGCGAUUUUUUUUUAAAAUAAUAAACAAAUCAUUUGUCGGAUAUUCAAAGUAAAUUGCCUUACAUGUAAAUUUGUCGCUAGUGAUAUGAUGGUGGUCCCCAUGCAGUUGCCAAGUUGAAGCAAUGUAUGAAUGUGCGCCCCUGUGACGUUAGUUUGAGGGCGGCACAGGAAAAAUGAAACUACAGAAAUAUAACAUCCACUUGUUUCUUCC